Molecule: messenger RNA, 2579 nt
Organism: Triticum aestivum (bread wheat)
Lineage: Eukaryota; Viridiplantae; Streptophyta; Magnoliopsida; Poales; Poaceae
Product: protein DETOXIFICATION 16
Exons: 8
Coding region: 40-1518 (492 amino acids)
Biological process (GO): xenobiotic detoxification by transmembrane export across the plasma membrane
Cellular component (GO): membrane
Molecular function (GO): antiporter activity; xenobiotic transmembrane transporter activity
Source: RefSeq, a predicted model, not a curated record
GCCCUCCCUCCCGUCGCCCCCCACCCAAUUUCCUAAUCCAUGGACGCCAUGCCCGGCGCGCCCGUCCACGAGCCGCUGCUCGCGGCGGCGCGGCCCGGCAAGGACGCGGCGGCGGCGGCGGCGGACGAGGAUGGGGCGCGUCAGGGCCUCGCCGCGGCGGAGGUGAAGCGGCUGGUGCGGCUCGGCGGGCCCAUCAUCGCCAGCUGCAUCCUCCAGAACGUCGUCAACAUGGUGUCCGUCAUGGUCGUCGGCCACCUCGGCGAGCUGCCCCUCGCCGGCGCCUCCCUCGCCACCUCCCUCGCCAACGUCACCGGCUACAGCCUCCUCACUGGCAUGGCGACGGCGAUGGACACGCUCUGCGGCCAGGCCUACGGCGCGCGGCUGUACCACCGGCUCGGCGUCUACAAGCAGCGCGCCAUGGUGGUGCUCUCGCUCGCCUGCGUCCCCAUCGUCCUCAUCUGGGGCAACACCGCCAGGAUCCUGGUGUUCCUCGGCCAGGACCCGGGCAUAUCGGCCGUGGCCGGCGAGUACGCGCGGUGGAUGAUCCCGUCGCUCGUCGUGUACGUGCCGCUGCAGUGCCACAUACGGUUCCUGCAGUCGCAGAGCAUCGUCCUGCCCGUGACAGCCAGCUCCGGCACCACGGCGCUCUGCCACCCGCUCGUGUGCUGGCUGCUGGUGUACAAGGCCGGCCUGGGGAGCAAGGGCGCCGCGCUCAGCAACGCCGUCUCCUACGGCAUCAAUCUGGUCAUACUGUCUCUGUACGUCAGGCUGUCGAGCACCUGCAAGAACACCUGGAGCGGCUUCUCCCGGGAGGCGUUCAAGGAUCUGCGCCAGUUCACCGCGCUCGCCAUGCCGUCUGCCAUGAUGAUCUGCUUGGAGUGGUGGUCAUUUGAAAUCCUUGUGCUUCUCUCUGGGCUUCUGCCGAAUCCUCAGCUUGAGACAUCAGUGCUGUCAAUAUGCCUUAACACAGGGGCUCUGCUGUACAUGGUACCACUUGGCCUUUCUUCUUCUAUCAGCACGCGCGUCUCAAACGAACUUGGCGCUGGCCACCCAGAAGCAGCAAAGCUAGCGACGCGAGUGGUCAUGUACAUGGCCUUGUCUGUAGGAUUGGUGUUAGCCCUGACCAUGGUCUUGCUACGGAAUGUUUGGGGGUACCUGUACAGCAAUGAGCAGGAAAUCGUCACAUACAUUUCAAGGAUGCUGCCCAUUCUCGGAAUAUCCUACUUGAUAGAUGGACUGCACAGUUCUCUUUCAGGCGUGCUUACCGGCAGUGGCAAGCAGAACAUCGGCGCAGCAGUGAAUCUCGGUGCGUUCUACCUGUUAGGCAUUCCCUUGGCUGCGAUGCUUGCGUUUGUCUUCCACCUAAACGGAAUGGGUCUCUGGCUUGGCAUCGUUUCCGGCAGCUUUACCAAACUGGUGCUGCUUACAUUUAUCGCAUGCCGCAUAGAUUGGGAAAAGGAGGCACUAAAGGCACAGGACAGGGUCUUGGGCUCAGCUCACCUACUUCCAGUAUCGUAGCAACGUGAAGCAUCAAUCAUGUGGAUACACUAUGGCACUUGUGCGUUGAUGAGACAUUCUUCAGCAAGGUCGACAUAUGGUCCUCGGAUGUAAAACAGAGCAGCCUCAAACAUGAGAUCAGCAGGCAGGCAGGCAUGAUCCAGACAUUUUGGCAGUUGUAUGUUUGGUCGGAUUCAUUCUUGCGGUAAGUGUGUAAAUGAGCUCUUGCUAUAGGAGACAGUCUGUGGGUAAGCAAUGCGCGGCGAAACCAUUGUAAUCUCCACCCAAUUUGAUCCAAUGAUGUUUGUUGUGUGGCAUGUUGAGAUGCAUAUAUCCAGUAAGCAGCUUGGGGGGCGUCUGGAACACAUAGCAACUGAAACUGAAUAUGAUUGAUUUGAAGAACUUGAUCAGUUGCAAGCUACUCCCUCCGUUUCUUGUUAGUUUGCAUAUAAAAUUUGUUUCAAGUCAAACUUUGUAGUUUGACCAACUUCAUAGGAAAAAUAUAGCAACAUUCACAAUACGAAAUCAAUGUCAUUGCAUGGAUCAUCAAAUUAGUUUUCAUACUAUAUGACUUUAAUAUUGUGGUUGUCGAUAUUUUUUAAUAAAAAUUUGGUCAAACUUUGUGUACAAACUCAAUUAUUCUAAAACAAACGAAAAAACAUUUAAAAUAUAUUGAAUGUAUUACAUCACAGUAACAGACUAACAGUAACAGGGAAACAUAACUAGAAUUAAAUUUCUGAAGAAAAAUACAGUGUGUCACAUACUUUUUUACUGUUUUCUCGAAUGCUGAGCUUUCUAAAACUUAUUUGUUGCAUUGUCAUUCUCAAACUGAUGGCCCUUAAGUGAAUAUACGGUUAAUGUAAGAAUUUUCAUUUUUGUGACAAAUCGUUGCAUGGAUUUAAUAUGCUAGUUAUUGUUUUCAUCUUCCUUGGAUGCCAAAUUUGUCUUCAUGAACCAAGAUGAAGCACUUUUAUUAUUUUUUUGUGUGGAGAAGCCACACUGUUUUGCAGAUAUAAAAUGUGGAAAAACUGCUACAUUUGUAAUACUUAUUCAAAUAUAGUUAAAAUCGUCACCUUAUCUUA